AUGAAGAGGAAGAAGAUGAAGAUGAAACUGAUGAUCUUAAUGAUGGUGACGCUGCUGCUGCUGCUGCAGUGCAAUGAUCAGCCGGAGCUCGCUGACCGCGUUUCGGUUGUGCCUGUCCUUUCCAUCUGCGAUGCACUCGAGCACGCUGCCACAAGCUUACCGCAUAAACAUGCAAAAAAAACCCUGCGUCUAGACCGCAAGACGCCGCUGCCCUGCUGCGCUGCUGCACUGCUGCCCCCUGCCCUCCUCCGCCGUCGUUCCGCUUCGCUGAUUCUAGCUCGCUCCGGCUCAUCUUUGCUUGGCGUCGACCAUCGUCUUGUCAUCUCGCCAUCAUCUACAGCAGCACAAGCAGCAUGCGCUCCGGCUCGUGCCGCCUUACACCUCGCUCACCGUCCUCUGCUAGCUUCCUUUCCUGCGCCGGUUGUUCGGAUCUCGGCGCGCGACGGUCUCGACCCUCUCACCGCCUCGGUCUCGCUCGAAUCUAGGCGCUUUAGACCGUAUAUGCGCGAAUCCUGCUACCGCAUCGCUCGUCGCUCGUCUGGACCCUACCAAAUCUCGGAAGUGUCUCUCGCUUGGUCGUUUGCAAGCAACGAUACGUCGUUAUCUACUCCCGCCUGCCUCCUCCGUGCAUUUCCGUACAGCACAUCUUCCCUCCUCGUCAUCUCCUCGGUCACCAAGCGUUCCUAA
This is a messenger RNA of Moesziomyces antarcticus, 687 nucleotides long. RefSeq lists its product as uncharacterized. NCBI's taxonomy places the organism in Eukaryota, Fungi, Basidiomycota, Ustilaginomycetes, Ustilaginales, Ustilaginaceae. Bases 1 to 687 code for a protein of 228 amino acids. The transcript is spliced from 2 exons. The record is from RefSeq and is a predicted model, not a curated record.